Pollicipes pollicipes is the source of this 1408-nucleotide messenger RNA. RefSeq names its product mitochondrial transcription termination factor (gene mTTF). Lineage: Eukaryota; Metazoa; Arthropoda; Thecostraca; Pollicipedomorpha; Pollicipedidae. Gene Ontology annotation, biological process: regulation of DNA-templated transcription; termination of mitochondrial transcription. Gene Ontology annotation, cellular component: mitochondrial matrix. The record is from RefSeq and is a predicted model, not a curated record. Gene Ontology annotation, molecular function: double-stranded DNA binding. The transcript is spliced from 7 exons. Bases 134 to 1408 code for a protein of 424 amino acids.
CCGGGACUGGCAAUUGGUCCUGCGCUUUUAGAUAAUUUUGAUUAUGUUGUACAUUAUAUUCGGGCUCGGUGGGAGGGUCAAACUGUUUGUUCGGUAAUUGGCGUGAGUGCGCUGCGCUGCGCGGUGGGCGGCAAUGCUGCGUCCGCUGCGAGCUUGCGCCGCGCUCACCCAGAGGGCCCGGACGCUGCCGCUGUGGCCGCGGGAGUGGGUCGGCGGCGGCGCGUCCUACUGUCGGCUCCGGCACAGCAGACUCUGUCUGCAGCUGCUGCGCCCAGCUGCCAGGCACAUCUGCUGCGCAGCCCGGCUACGCCAGCGGACCGAUGCGCCGGCCACCGACGCCAGCGCCUUGACGACGCUACGCGACCGGCUGGGCUUCGGCAGCGACGUCGAGCUGCGCCUCUUCUGGCGGCGCACCGGCUGCCGGCUGGACGAGCCGCGCGCCGCCUGCAGCCUACUGGUGCUGGGCACGCUCGAGCGUGAAGGCAUCGGGCGGGAGCAGGUGCGCCGCUUCCCCGGUCUGCUGCGGAUCACUCCAGGUCGCCUGGAGACGAACCUGUCAGCGGUGCGUCGUCUGCCGGCGGCACUGCAGGACGUGUUCCCGCUGCUGGCGCUGCGGCCGGGCGUGCUAGCGGCGGGUGUGGACGCCAUCUGCGCCGACCGGGGCCUGCUGCCGGACGCCGCCUCUCGCCUGGACUACCUGGCCGCCCAGCUGGGGGUGGGCCUGGACCGGCUGUGUCCGGCGCUGGUGACGAACACCUCGAUCCUGACGGGGCGGCUGGAGAGGGUCGUCGAGAUCACCCGGCUGCUCCUAGACGGCGGCAUCUUGCCGGAGGCCAUCCUGGACGAUCCCUGGAUCUACAAGCACAACAUCGACGUGAUGCGGCAGCGACUGGAGUGGCUGAACGGCGUGCAGCUGCGCCCCAUCCGGCCCUGGAUGCUCCGCAGUCCCGAGCACUUGGUCCGGGAGCUCGUCAAUCGGUUCCAGCUGCGCAAGUCCAUCCUCUCCGAGCACGACGGCGACCUGGUGGCCUACCUGAGCGAGCGGCUGGGUCUGACGCGCGACCAGGUGGCCGCCUUCGAACGCCGCUACCCGGCCGCGCUGCGCGUCGACGUCAUCAAACUGAAGGCGGUGCUGGACGAGCUGCUGGCGCAGGGCAUCAGCGGCGCGUUGGUGGACGACCAGCCGCGCAUCCUCUGCUACAGCGUGCGCCGCAUCCGGGAGCGGUGUGGGCGCAUGCGGGACGCCGGUGUGCCCGUCACCACGCUGCUGGUCAUCUGCAAGACGCCGCGCGACUUCGAGCAGUACAUAGCGGCGGCGAGCGGCGCCGCGAAACGACGGCCGGCGCCGCCAGAGCGGACGGCGGCGGACGGAGAGGACCGGACGGCGGCGGGGGGACCCGAGCGGUAG